Molecule: messenger RNA, 2153 nt
Organism: Pleuronectes platessa (European plaice)
Lineage: Eukaryota; Metazoa; Chordata; Actinopteri; Pleuronectiformes; Pleuronectidae
Gene: tchp
Product: trichoplein, keratin filament binding
Exons: 13
Coding region: 116-1615 (499 amino acids)
Biological process (GO): apoptotic process
Cellular component (GO): keratin filament
Source: RefSeq, a predicted model, not a curated record
CUAGGGGAAACUGGGGGAAAGAGCAGAGGCGAGUUCUCUGCGUUGAGACUCGAACCAUCGAGUGAAUCGAACAAACAUCGAGUGACGGCAGCAGACUUCACGUCCAGCAAGGUCUAUGGCUCUGCCGACCCUCUCGGCCCAUGUACCCGGCCGCUCCCGUGCGCUGGCCAGUCAGAUGGCCCGGCAGCGGGAGCAGGAGGCCCGGUGUCGGCAGCAGUGGGAGCAGCAUGCCCGGUACUUCAGAGAGCAGAGUGUCUGCAGCCAGAGGCAGGCGGCGUGGAGCUCCGGCCAGUCCCACCAGCGGAGUAUGUCGUCAUACCACAAACAGAGAGUGAAGGAGGAGAAACAGGCCAGCCUGGAGCGGCGCAGGAACCUGCUGAGGGCCAUGCUUCAAAAGGAACAAGAGCAGCUGGAGGCCGAGCUCAGAGAAGUGGUACCUGACAGGGCAACACUGGCAAGUCAGCUGGUGCAAAAAGCCGAGGAGCUUCGCACAGCCAGAGAUGAAAGAAGGAAAAAGCUUGCACAAGAGCUGUUGAGGGAGCACUGGAAGAAAAACAACCCAGAGUUGCGAGAGGUCGAGUCAGCAUUACAUAAAGAUCAUGUUGUCAGCCAAUGGCAGGAGCAGAUAUCUGAGAAGACACAGCAAGAAGUGGCAGAGCAGGAGGAGACGAGGCGCUUCGAAACGGAGUAUGAACGCACCCGGAAAGAGGCUUUGGAGCGGAUUAGACAGGUGGAGGAGAAAAGGAAAGCAGAGGAGCACAAGAGAGGAGAAGACCUUUUCAAACAGAUGGAAGAACUGAAGCUGAGGGAAGAAGAGGCCUCUCGUCUAAAGAAGGAGCAAGAGGCUCUGCUGGUGCAGCAGUGGGAGCUGGAGAACUUGGAGGAGGAGAGAAGGAAGGUGGAGGAAAGACGAAAGAAGUCUGAGAUGGGGUAUUUCUUGAUCCGUCAAUAUCGAGCUCAGUUAAAGAGAAGAGCGCAGCAAGUGCAGGAGGAACUGGAGGCCGACCGUAAGAUCCUGUCAGCCUUGCUGGAAGGAGAGCACGAGGACAGGAGAAUGGAGAGCACACGAAGGGAGAGGGCUGUCGCCGAUGCUGCCUGGAUGAAACAAGUGAUUGAAGAGCAACUUCAGUUGGAGCAAGAACGGGAGGCGGAGUUUGACAUCUUGCACAGAGAAGAAGCUCAGCGUGUAUGGGAGAAACGAGAGGCCGAGUGGGAGAAGGAGAGGAAAGCCAGAGAAAGGCUCAUGCAUGAGGUGCUUGUGGGCCGACAGCAGCAGCUGGAGCAGAAGGUGCAGAAGAACCGCGAGGCUCAGGAAGAGUUACUGAUGAGACGAGAAGAGUUGAUCCAGGAGCUGGAGCUGGAGAAGGACAUCAGACGUCAGGAGAAGGACAGUGAAGAGGGUCGCAGGACAGCAAGGACACAAGAGUUAAAUGCUCAGGUGGAGCAGCAGCGUCAAGAGCAUUGGGAGGAGCAGUGCCAGAAAGAGCAGGACGAGGAGAGAGACAGGGAGGCCCUGCGAAUCCAAGAGGAGGAUCUGAGGCUGGAGAUGCUGAGGAUCGCCAAGAAAGGCUACCAGGAGAAGGUUCACAGCAGACCUCGAUCCGCCUGGACAUGAGCAACGUGAGAGUAUGAAGUUAAAACAGAUUUGUAUAUUGUGUAUUUUUCAAGAUGUUAAUAUCCUUAAAGGAUUUGUUCAAAUUGUUUUCUAUGUGUGUCUUAAAACAAAACUCAAAUGCCAAAAUGAAAACACUAACAGUAAAUGCUGACAUUGGGCGAGAGGCGUGGUACCUCGAUGCCAGCGUAUCACAGAGACAACCAUUCACGUGUGUUCACACCUAUUGGCUCCAUAUAAACUAAGCACCAGAGAGGAGAAGGUGAACAACUUUAUCAAUCUGUAACUGUUUUGAUAAACGCAUCAUGCUCGUAUAAAAAAGGAAAUCUCUCCUUGAAUGUCUUAUAGAGAAGUGAACCAAUCACGUAGAUUGUGGGGCCAUUGUUCCAUCUUGAUGUUAACAAUCCAGGGCCGGUUGUUUGCAUUUGUAGCGAAGAACAAAUUUUCAUUUGCACUUUUGGAGCUCUUCAAGGAAUAUAUAUAUUUUAUAUCCUUAAUUUUUUUGACUUUUGAUAAAUAAAACGACAAUGUUCCAAACAAA